Kogia breviceps (pygmy sperm whale) is the source of this 1336-nucleotide messenger RNA. It is a transcript of the gene GPS2, whose product is annotated as G protein pathway suppressor 2. Gene Ontology annotation, molecular function: transcription coregulator activity. Gene Ontology annotation, biological process: regulation of transcription by RNA polymerase II. The record is from RefSeq and is a predicted model, not a curated record. Gene Ontology annotation, cellular component: transcription regulator complex. Lineage: Eukaryota; Metazoa; Chordata; Mammalia; Artiodactyla; Physeteridae.
CCCGCGAGCCCUCGGCCGCCCCGACUCCGGAAGGAUUCGGCCGAGAGGCCGGAUGUGACGCCGCGGCCCAGGCGCUCGGGAGGCCGCGGAGAAAGCGACGAGAAGGCGGGCCCGGCCCGAAGUCUGGCAGCCAGCGACAGAGCCGGGCGCCCACGGCCCGAGCGCCCCCCGGCAGCACCAUGCCUGCGCUCCUGGAGCGCCCCAAGCUUUCCAACGCCAUGGCCAGGGCGUUGCACCGGCACAUCAUGAUGGAGCGGGAGCGCAAGCGGCAGGAGGAGGAAGAGGUGGACAAGAUGAUGGAACAGAAGAUGAAGGAAGAGCAGGAGAGAAGGAAGAAAAAGGAGAUGGAAGAGAGAAUGUCACUAGAGGAAACCAAGGAACAAGUAAGCAGUCUCUUCAUCUCUCCUGGCUCUUUCUUCUCUUGGCUCUCCUGCCUUCACCUUCUCUACCCUCCUCAGAUCCUGAAGUUGCAGGAGAAGCUUUUAGCCCUACAGGAAGAGAAACAUCAGCUUUUCCUGCAGCUCAAGAAAGUUUUACAUGAGGAAGAAAAACGGAGGCGAAAAGAGCAGAGUGACCUGACCACUCUGACAUCAGCGGCAUACCAGCAAGGCCUGACCGUUCACACUGGAACUCACCUCCUCAGCAUGCAGGGGAGCCCUGGAGGACACAAUCGCCCAGGCACCCUCAUGGCAGCAGACAGAGCCAAACAGAUGUUUGGACCCCAGGUGCUUACGACCCGGCACUACGUGGGCUCAGCAGCUGCCUUCGCAGGGACCCCAGAGCAUGGGCAAUUCCAAGGCAGCCCGGGCGGCGCCUAUGGGACUGCUCAGCCUCCACCUCACUAUGGACCCACACAGCCUGCCUACAGUCCCAGUCAGCAGCUCAGAGCACCUUCCGCAUUUCCUGCAGUACAGUACCUGUCUCAGCCGCAGCCUCAGCCCUAUGCCGUGCACAGCCACUUUCAGCCCACCCAGACAGGGUUCCUCCAGCCUGGUGGUGCCCUGUCCUUGCAAAAACAAAUGGAACACGCUAACCAACAGACGGGCUUCUCUGACUCAUCCUCCCUGCGCCCCAUGCAUCCCCAAGCUCUGCAUCCAGCCCCUGGACUCCUGGCCUCACCUCAGCUCCCUGUGCAGAUGCAACCAGCAGGAAAGUCGGGCUUUGCAACCACCAGCCAGCCUGGCCCUCGGCUCCCCUUCAUCCAGCACAGCCAGAACCCGCGAUUCUACCACAAGUGACCAUCAGAUUUGAUCUUCAACCUUGCCCCCAGCCCCUGCCUUGGGGGAGGAUCCCCGGUGUGUCCCAGUCCAGGCCAAUAAAAUCUACCUGCCACUGA